CUUUGUUGCAAACGACCACACCAAACCACCUAGCACCGCAACUGUAGCAAUCUUUACAAUGCAACCUUUCAAAAGCCAACGUCCACAAUUUCCAACCUUACAACCCAAAAUGCAAGCACACGAAGAUGCCUUGGCCCUACUCACGGGAAGUCCAGCAAAGGCCACUGUGACGGGAAUGGAGCAUCUCUUGAGUAUAUAUGGCGCCCAACAGAUCUGCGACCAAACACACGAGACGUGCGAUACAUCCCAGCGUAAGACGAUCUUGGAUGAACUCCUAGAUGUCUUACACCUGCGUGGUCGUUUGCAACAGAUGGAUGCUACAUUUACUGACAAUGGAGAGCUUCUCACCUACGGUAACCCAUACACAUCCUCGGAGUUCCGGACCAUGCUACGUCUCGGCCCCAUGUACGAAGAACAGUGGAACAGUCUCUUCAUCGAAAACUAUGAGCCUCCCGACCACGGAGAUGCAGACAGACAACUAUGGUCUGACCUACGUACUUUAAAGAGAGUUCUCCGGAAUGAGGGCAUCGUGUUUGGCCGCGAGCAUCAGCGCUAUUCGUUUGGUAACUCCAGCACAAAGCUUCGAAGGCUGUGCUGUGCGUAUGAUGAACUGCGAAUUGAAUGGUUGACAAUGAUGCGAUCGAGCUUCCCAGCACUUGAUGACAGACAACUGUACACCUUUCUUGGGGAAUCUUCUAGUGAUGAAGAUUCGGUAUCUGGCGACGAUGCGAAGCGAAAUAGAGAUAGAAUUGUGGUUAUAGAGGGCGUCCAGUCACGCAAUACGACUGGCCGGCCUCGCAUGCUGCGGCACCGAAGCAGCGGCGUUCCACAAGCCAUUGGCUGGCGUUUCAGUGACGAUUUCACGUCACCGCGCCACAAGAAUGAUAGGUGGAGGUUCAGCGACAACCUGGACUCUGUACCGGUGUGGGGACUCAUCGAACGUACUGACGCGGAAGAUUCCCAAGUCGUACCGCAGGCUGUCUCGAUGACAGUAAAUCACGACGCCAAAGAGGCCAGCGACUCACAAUUUGUCUCCAAAGCAGGGGCUUCACGACCGCCAAUUCCCCAAACCCUGAUGCUAUGCAGCCCAUCGCCAUUGCAACAUAUGAAAACCCAGCGCACGAUACCUCGAGCGGAGCCCAUGUCAAGCACGAGAGAAGAGAAUGUGGUCAACAAAAACACAAAGCCGAUUUGGGCGCGAGGUAUGAGCAAAAAUGAUGGAAAGACCAAGAAGUGGGGCAAAGUUCGCCGUUGGUUUCGACGUGCUUUCGGUCGCAAGUACGCCGCCGAUGUGAGGUAGUGGAACCUUAUCGUGUGCAGUAGGGAGUAAACUCAGACCAGUUCACUUCCUUCGUGCUCUAUUUCUUUGUUGUUCCUUCUUGGAGUGAACCAUGUUGCGGACAGUGGAGUGAAUGCGAGCGCUUACAUUACCGGUCCGGAUGAAGAUAGAUACAAACUUCGUGAACUCAGUGACUAUGUGUCUGCUUC
Molecule: messenger RNA, 1488 nt
Organism: Alternaria rosae
Lineage: Eukaryota; Fungi; Ascomycota; Dothideomycetes; Pleosporales; Pleosporaceae
Exons: 2
Coding region: 59-1300 (413 amino acids)
Source: RefSeq, a predicted model, not a curated record